Symbiodinium natans is the source of this 1743-nucleotide messenger RNA. Lineage: Eukaryota; Dinophyceae; Suessiales; Symbiodiniaceae. The record is from the annotation of a GenBank genome assembly.
AUGCAGAUCUGCAACCGCAGACUUAGUUUGGCGCUGGGACUUCUUUUGCUUCUGGCGGCCCUGGGCAUCUUCAUGGACUUGCGCUCCUUCUUCGGCAAGCACCAAGGUGAAACUGCAGACACGACCCUUGCCAGAAAGCCAGGGCUUGACAUUGCAACAAACCGCUCAGAGUCCGAGUCCUCUCAGACAGACUUCAGCUUUGCCACCCAGACGCCCCAGCCCACAGCUUAUCAGCGCUUCCGGUACACACCCGAGGCGUUGCCCCUUUUCCGCGCGUGCGAGGAGAGAUUUCUCGGACUGCAGAGCUAUCGGAAGCUGCAGCAAAACCAUGUGACCCUUUGUGGGGAUGGCGCAUCAAAGAUUCUUUGUGCCCAAUAUGCGCAGGCGCAGAAGGUAUGGUCUUGCCAGAUGUACGAUGUUGUGGAGGUUCUGGAUCCCCAAGGGACACUGCACUGGGUUGCCCAAUGCACCAUGAACAGAAGCAUCGACCUCAAUGACUUCUUGAAGCCACUUCACAAGACACAUCCGCUGAGGAAUUCGAUGCAAGUCCGACGAAAGAUGGACACAAGACUGAGCCACGUCUUCACGAUCUUGGAAGACAAAGUAGAGGGUGAGCUGAUGGAUCAUGUAGCAGCGGCCUUGACAAAAUGGAAGAUCCAGAAGAAGAAAGCUCUUCGGGAGGGUAUGACGUAUGUGUCUGCUGGCGACUGCACAACAGGGAAUCCGGGACAUUGUCAAUCGGAUCAGCAAAAUCUUUUCAUCCUACAGAACUUGCUGGAAACAGCGGCUUUCAACCGAAACGAUACGCGGGUUGUUCUUUACAAGGGCUUUGGGAAGUCCGUGUAUGCCAAUGGCCCCAAGAGCAAGGCUCCGGACAGGCCUCAUCUCUUCGAAGAUUGGCAGUCGUUGUCUUCUGAGGUUAUACAGUACUGUCCUUCUGCGAUGAAGGUGUCCUUCCACGACUUGUGCUUGCACGAGGAUGCUUAUCUCCAGCAUGUGAGGCACGUCUUUACCAGCCCCAGUGGGUACACCGGCCCUCAUUGGUAUAAGUUUGAUAAAGACCAGUCAUGCCAAGGGCGAUCUCCUUUGCUACUUUCUUAUCAAAUGGCGGCCCUUCCCUGGUUCGAGUCGCAGUGGAGACAGAAGCCACAGGUAUACUCAGAUGCUUGCCGCUUCUUGCAAGAGCUCGCAAGUCAGCACAACCUUACGCUUUACAAUGUUGAGAUUUGCCGAAUCACACCUACCGAGUCCAACUUCUACCUCUGGAUCACCAGGAUCUCCUCAAAGAGCUGUUUCAAGCGGCCUGAGCAGCGCGGCUGCGGGCAGCGGGAUGUCAGCAACGGUGACGAGAUGGCCCUGCGACUCUCCAAAGUCUAUGCCAACGUCACGCUGCUUUUUGUGUCCUUUGGGGUCAUCCCCUACUUAGAUCAGAUCUUCCUCGUGCGCCAGGCAGACACCGUCAUUGCUGCACAUGGUGGCGGUUCCUGGAACACGGCGCGCUGGCUAAACGGUGCCUUGCAACAGCGCCUGCUAGAAAUCCUACCUGGGAACGCUCCGGCGAACACGUGUCCUCUCACGAGGAUGUUUGGUGGGCAGUUCACUUUCGUGAAGGCUCCAUGCCCCCAGUGCAAAUCGCGAACCAACACCUUGCUAAAGUUCGAUAAGUUGCUCCACGCCUUGGCAACCCGGCCGCCCCCGAUCUUCAAUUGCACCGGCCGGCUUCCAGACUUCCAGCCUCCUUAG